AAAGGGGUUCUUCGUCUCCAAUCGCAAUAUCCAAGAGCAGAGAGAGAGAGAGAGAGAGAGAGAGUAAGUAGAGGAGAGAGAGAGUGAGAGAGAGAGGCGCGUGGGCGGCGGCGUAGGCGGCGUCGGCGGCGGUUGGGAGCUGCGGAAACCCGCGUUUCGGCGGCGUUUGGUGUUGUAGGAACCCUAAUCGCUCCCUUCAAUCGCUUCAAUCUCUUCUCAAAACCCCCAAUCCUACGCCGCCCCAAUCUCGAACUUUGUUUGUAAAUCUUCUUUCACCCUUCGAUUUUGUGUUGGAAAAAUUAGGGAUCUGUAGCUUACCCAGAAGCAGUAUACACGAUUCGGUCGUAAAAAAGCUUCCUUUUGUAAAAAAAAUUAAUUUUUGAAGCGGCGGAGGGGAAUGAAGCGGGGGUACGCAGAAACCGCGUCGACCUCCUUCGGUCCCCCGCAAUCCAAGCUCAGAUUGAACUCAUACGGGGAGUCGCAUGGUGGGGAUGAUGAGAGCACUAAGAAUGCUCUGAGGGUGGCGGAGCAUUACAGUGCGAGGUCGAAUCAGACGCUGGAGGAGCGCGAGGCGAGCCCCAUCAUCCAUCUCAAGAAGCUCAACAACUGGAUUAAGAGUGUCCUCAUUCAGUUAUAUGCACGUCGUGGAGACUCAGUUCUCGAUCUUGCUUGUGGCAAGGGUGGUGACCUCAUAAAAUGGGACAAGGCCAAAAUCGGUUACUAUGUUGGUGUUGAUAUUGCUGAAGGCUCAAUAAGAGACUGUAGGACCCGUUAUAACGGUGAUGCAGACCAACAGCAACGCAGGAAAAAGUUCAGCUUUCCUGCACGCCUUAUCUGUGCUGAUUGCUUUGAGGCUCGCUUGGAUAAAUAUUUGCAUGAUGAUGCACCAUUUGAUAUAUGCAGCUGUCAGUUUGCCAUGCACUACUCAUGGUCAACUGAAGCACGUGCAAGGCGAGCCUUGGCAAAUAUAUCUGCCUUGCUCCGGCCCGGAGGUACCUUUAUUGGGACUAUGCCUGAUGCAAAUGUCAUCAUUAAAAGGCUUCGUGAAGCUGAAGGAUUGGAAUUUGGGAAUAGUGUUUACUGGAUUUGUUUCAAUGAAGAAUAUGCUCAAAAGAAAUUCCCAGCAUCUAGUCCUUUUGGCAUCAAGUACAAGUUUCACUUGGAGGAUGCUGUUGAUUGUCCAGAGUGGAUUGUUCCAUUUAAUGUCUUCAAAUCACUAGCAAAUGAGUAUGACUUGGAGCUCGUUUUCGUAAAGAACUCCCACGAGUUUGUAAAUGAGUACUUGAGAAAACCCGAGUUUGCUGAGCUCAUGCGAAGGCUUGGUGCUCUGGGUGAUGGAAAUCAGGACCAAAGUACGCUGUCCCAGGAUGAGUGGGAUGUAGCUUAUCUUUAUUUGGCAUUCGUGUUGAGAAAGAGAGGCCAACCGCCCGCAAACAGGAGGAACAGUAGUAUCAAUAAAGGGAAGACGUGCAUAGCAGACGACGAUAUUGAGUUCAUCAGAACCGGAGCCUGAACACAGGGAGUCUGAACACAGAUGAUUCACUGACUCGCUUUUUUCAUUAAGCGGGGCACGUGGGUGAAAUAAGUUGGAGACACCGUUUGGUCUUCCUUAGAGAGCCUACUAACAGCGACAAAACACAGAUCGGCCAAAUUUUCCUUGUGACUUAGACAAAUGACUUUGUAACUUAUCAAAAGAAGAUCUUGGUAAUUUAUAUUCUUGUGUAGUGUGUAUUCUUGAUACGAGAUUAUGAGGGCUUGUUAUUCCCUUCCUUGAGUAAGGACUGCUAAUACAAAUGGAAUUUCUGCAAAUUAUAAGAAGAAAUGUUAUGUUCUUCUGCUUGGGGAAUAAUAAGCAUUUCAUGAUUAAGUUACUGGCGUAAUGCAGCCCUUUUUAACUCUUCAGUAUUGUACAGGAAGUGUAUGAAAUAUGAUAUGAAACUGUUUCCUA
Ananas comosus (pineapple) is the source of this 1948-nucleotide messenger RNA. RefSeq names its product mRNA cap guanine-N7 methyltransferase 1. Gene Ontology annotation, biological process: 7-methylguanosine mRNA capping. The transcript is spliced from 13 exons. The coding region runs from base 398 to 1513 and encodes 371 amino acids. Gene Ontology annotation, cellular component: nucleus. The record is from RefSeq and is a predicted model, not a curated record. Gene Ontology annotation, molecular function: mRNA 5'-cap (guanine-N7-)-methyltransferase activity. Lineage: Eukaryota; Viridiplantae; Streptophyta; Magnoliopsida; Poales; Bromeliaceae.